CCCGGNAGGGGCCGGCGCCGGGGCCGCUGUGGGCGCCGCGCUCCCGCCGCUCGCUGUCGGGCCCGCGGGCCCCGCGCCGGCCUCAGGAUGCCGCUGGGGCUGAAGCCCACCUGCAGCGUGUGCCGCAGCACGUCCUCCUCCAUGUGGAAGAAGGGCGGGCAGGGCGAGAUCCUGUGCAACAACUGCACGGCCCGCUCGGCGCCGCCGCCCCCCGCCGCCUUCGCCACCACCUCGGCGGCCGCCGCGCAGCACAGCAACGGCGGCGGCAGCGGCGGCGGAGGCGGCGGCGGCGGGAAGCAGAGCAAGCAGGAGAUCCACCGCCGCUCCGCGCGGCUCAGGAACACCAAGUACAAGUCUGCGCCCGCCGCGGAGAAGAAGGUUUCCACGAAGGGCAAGGGCAGGAGGCACAUCUUCAAGCUCAAAAACCCCAUCAAGGCUCCUGAGUCCGUAUCAACUAUAAUUACAGCAGAAUCAAUCUUUUAUAAGGGUGUAUACUACCAGAUUGGAGAUGUUGUUUCGGUGGUUGAUGAGCAGGAUGGAAGAACGUACUACGCUCAGAUCCGUGGGUUUAUUCAGGACCAAUACUGUGAAAAGAGUGCUGCACUAACCUGGCUCAUUCCUACACAAGCCAGCCCCAAAGACUGCUUUGACCCAGCAUCCUAUAUCAUAGGACCAGAAGAAGAUCUCCCAAGAAAAAUGGAAUAUUUAGAAUUUGUUUGUCAUGCACCUUCCGAAUAUUUCAAAUCUCGAUCAUCUCCCUUCCCUACUGUUCCUACAAGGCCAGAGAAGGGCUAUAUAUGGACUCAUGUGGGACCUACUCCUGCAAUCUCCAUUAAAGAAACUGUAGCCAAUAAUUUAUAGUUUUUAAGGAAUACUUUGGACUAGUUAUUUUGUGUGUAUCCUCCAGUUUGUAAAGCCCUUACAAGAAGUUUUAAAAAUUGUAAAAUGUGCCGGUUUAUUUUACAGAUUAUGAUAUUUAUUUUUUUUAGAUCUAUCAGACCUUGGAAGUGGAAGUUUUCAUUCCAGUUGAUGCAUCAUUUUGGUGCUCUGCUCUUCAGACAUUAUUGCUCAUCUUGGGACAAAACCACAAGUUUCAUGUCAUCUUUGGCUUCUGAAAGUUGCCUUUAGUAUUCAUUCUUACUUUUUAAGUUAUUUUCCAGAAGAGGAGUUUAAAAGAUACAAUCAUCCAGCAUUUUAUAUGACUGUUUAAUUUAGUUAACUGUGACUGCUGGUUUUAUUUCCUUAUUAACUAAUUUAAGACUAGCUUCACCUAAAUACUAAAAUGGUCAAUGAUGCACUUAACAGUUUUCUGUUACAUGGAGAGGAGUGUUCUACAUGGAUUUCUCCAGACUAAACCCUCAUCCACAAAGAGGAACCCUAACAGUCACCUUUUAUGAGAAUUUUGUUAAUCUGAAUCUGAAAUGUGGGCUAUGUGUGUAGAUUUCUGCUAAACUUACUUAUAUAAGGGCGUAAAUUUCCUGGAAAAUUUGAUGCAAAUUCAAAAAUUAAUGUUAUUUGCCAUCCUGGCAUUCUCAUUGCAGAAGUAUAUCUGCAUUUCCUGAGCAAGCCAACACUGACAUAUGAUUUGAGUUUCACACUGUUAAUAUUUGUUUGCCUGUUAGCUUAGACUCAUAAAAUUUAUUUUAAAUUGUUUUUUCAGUCUUCACAAUUAAUGAUGGUAAGAAAAAAAAAUGGUCAGGCAAAUAAAAUGAAGAAAAAUCAAUAAGGGAAAUAAAAAUUAUUUUAUGUAUUGACA
Molecule: messenger RNA, 1756 nt
Organism: Passer montanus (Eurasian tree sparrow)
Lineage: Eukaryota; Metazoa; Chordata; Aves; Passeriformes; Passeridae
Gene: GATAD1
Product: GATA zinc finger domain containing 1
Exons: 5
Coding region: 88-861 (257 amino acids)
Biological process (GO): regulation of DNA-templated transcription; chromatin organization
Cellular component (GO): nucleus
Molecular function (GO): sequence-specific DNA binding; zinc ion binding
Source: RefSeq, a predicted model, not a curated record